GCUGCGGUUGCAAACUUAAUCCAUUCAAUUUCGUUUCAGCUCCUUGCCAACUUGCAGCAUUUUCUUGUUUGCGAUGCAGCGGUGUGAGAAAUCAUACUAUACAAUCGAGGCAGGCGCGUUGGUAAAAAUUACGUGCUGUGGGCUACUGUGGACACGCUGUCGUGGUUGCGAAAUACUUGUCAGUCAUCAGAACAAUGACACAACCCCAUGGCGAACCGGCUGAGUUGUUGCGUUUUUGUUCUGUGCAUAAGACUAAAUCUCAAACGUUCAUUAUAAAGUCCAGCUAACAUAUCGAAACAGCUCCAAUUUGAACGACUCUCUCUUACAACCCCUAACUUCUACCACUUAACACUUGCUCCUCCAUUAACAUGCAUAACUUGCUCGCCGCCUGGUACAAGAGUACUGAAGCUCUGCUCAACUACUGUGAACCUGUGCUUGUAUACGGAGAUGCUAAAGAUAGCGCACAACUAGCAUUCCUCAGGGGCAUGAACAGCGCAGUUCAUUUUCUCGAAGGACAUGUUGCUCAUGACGACCAGAACGGCGUAGCUUUGGCGGAAGAAUGCAGCUAUCAAGUAGAAAAGUUGCACUACACACUUUUGGAUAAAGAACAAGAAGCCAAAGGUUUGAAUGACCAAAGCUGGAGAAAGAGACUGGCGGUCAUGGAAUUCCAAGAGCAAAGGAAACUGAAGAAUAGUUUAAAGGAUGGCAUAGCAGGACCGGAAACCGAGAAGGUCAUAUACCAAGAAGGCAUUGGUUUCAAUCUUGAUUGCAUCAGCACCCGUCUACUUCACCUUGCUCAAGCAAGUCCCCCAGAGAUGCAACAAGUUGCCACCACCGUGAUCCUGUAGAUGGGAUGGCUAGGACUAUCUGUACCGUAAUACCAUAGACGUACUUGCGAUAAUAUUCACAUUUAGUAUAGUUUGUGGAACAUGCAAAGUUUAAUUGUCA
Suillus fuscotomentosus is the source of this 948-nucleotide messenger RNA. RefSeq lists its product as uncharacterized. The coding region runs from base 369 to 848 and encodes 159 amino acids. The record is from RefSeq and is a predicted model, not a curated record. NCBI's taxonomy places the organism in Eukaryota, Fungi, Basidiomycota, Agaricomycetes, Boletales, Suillaceae. The transcript has 5 exons.